AAACCCAGCUGUAUAUAACUCACUCGCUCACUCUGUCUCUCCCAAGCCUAACCAUAUCCUAGAAACACAAACGCUACUGAACCCAACACAAACUAACCAUGAAGCAAACCCUUUUCUUGCUCUCACUGGCCUUCCUCUCAUUUUCCAUAGCACAUGGCCUGAACCCCAACCGGUGUGACCUCCCAAACCAGGGCUCAACCCUCCAGGUCUUCCACGUGAACAGCCCAUGCUCUCCACUGAGGCCACCCGAGGCCAUGUCUUGGGAAGACACUGUGCUCCAAUUGCAAGAGAAGGACGAAGCAAGGCUCCAGUUCUUGUCCUCAAGCCUAGUGGCUAAGAAAUCUGUGGUGCCCAUUGCAUCUGGGAGGCAGAUCCUACAGAGUGCCACUUAUAUUGUGAAGGUUCAGAUUGGGACUCCUUCUCAGAGCAUGUUCAUGGCUGUGGACACCAGCAACGAUGCUGCUUGGGUCCCUUGUAGCGGGUGCGUGGGUUGCUCUUCAAGCGUUCUGUUUGAUUCUGCCAAGUCCACUAGCUUCAAGUCCCUUGAUUGCCAAGCUUCUCAGUGCACGCAGAAAUUUCAGGUAUCGAAUCCCAAGUGUGGCGGGAACACUUGCACCUUCAACAUGACAUAUGGAGGCUCCAACCUACUAGCGAAUCUCUCGCAGGACACAUUCACCCUAGCCACCGAUCCCAUCCCCGGCUACACCUUCGGUUGCAUCCAAACAACCACGGGGACCUCUUUGCCGCCGCAGGGGCUCCUGGGCUUGAGCCGAGGCCCGUUAUCGCUCCUAUCCCAGGCCCAGAGCCUAUACCAGUCCACGUUCUCGUAUUGCUUGCCCAAUUUCAGGUCCACCAACUUCUCCGGGUCGCUCCGGCUUGGCCCGGUGGGCCAGCCCAAAAAAAUAAAGUACACGCCGUUGCUCAAGAACCCAAGGAGGUCUUCACUUUACUACGUCAACUUGAUUGGCAUAAGAGUUGGGAGCAAAAUUGUGGAUAUUCCACCAAGUGCACUGGCUUUCAAUGCUACCACUGGGGCAGGAACCAUCUUUGAUUCAGGCACGGUGUACACUCGGCUGGUGGAGCCGGCGUAUGUGGCGGUGCGAGAUGCGUUCCGGAAACGAAUUGGUGGGAGCGCGACGGUGACCUCGCUCGGAGGCUUCGACACCUGCUACACAGUCCCCAUCGUUGCUCCGACGAUGACCUUCAUGUUCGACGGCAUGAACGUGACGCUCCCACAGGACAACCUCCUCAUCCACAGCACCGCUGGGACCACCACCUGCCUCGCCAUGGCCUCCGCCCCCAACAACGUCAACUCCGUCCUCAACGUGAUCGCCAGCAUGCAGCAGCAGAACCAUCGCCUCCUCUUCGAUGUCCCUAAUUCCAGGCUCGGCGUUGCCCGCGAACAGUGUUCUUCAUGAUUUGCGUGGCAUCGAAUUUGUGUUUUGGUUUGGUAUUCUGGUAGCUCGCAUCUGAGUUCUGAACUGAGAGUCCGAUUUUCUUUGAUGGGAUUAAUUUGCAAAUUUCUCGCAAAGGAAUGAAGCUACUACAUUGAGCUUGGAUGAUGUUCU
This is a messenger RNA of Eucalyptus grandis, 1568 nucleotides long. Its product is annotated as aspartyl protease AED3. Gene Ontology annotation, biological process: proteolysis. Gene Ontology annotation, molecular function: aspartic-type endopeptidase activity. The record is from RefSeq and is a predicted model, not a curated record. NCBI's taxonomy places the organism in Eukaryota, Viridiplantae, Streptophyta, Magnoliopsida, Myrtales, Myrtaceae. The transcript has 3 exons. The coding region runs from base 99 to 1418 and encodes 439 amino acids.